This is a messenger RNA of Anolis sagrei ordinatus, 914 nucleotides long. NCBI's taxonomy places the organism in Eukaryota, Metazoa, Chordata, Lepidosauria, Squamata, Anolidae. The record is from RefSeq and is a predicted model, not a curated record.
UUUUAGGUCCCAAAUGUGACCUCUGAAAACAGCUCUGCAAUUCAAUGCAGCCCUUUGGAUCAAAGGGAUUCACCUUCCUUGUCUUAACUGACUAUUCAUAGGGGACAUGUUGGUGUCUUCUGCUUAAUGCUGGUCCAGAUGAUGCUUCCACCUGCAAAUGUCUUGGAAUCAUGGGGGGUGAAGUUUGGUGAGGCGUCAGAACUCUUUGACAGAGAAGACCAAAGACCUUGCAAAACUACAACUCCCGGGAUUCCAUAGCAUAGCCAUGGUUGUUAAAUUGGUAACAAACUGCAUUCGUUCCUCUUCCAUUCUUUCCAAGAUGCGGCUGAAAUGCCAAAGCUGAAAGACACAUUUUCCAGGAUCUUGUUCUUCAUGGAGGAGAAAGGCACGGCCAAUGUACCCUUCCGAAUAGGCAUCUCAGAAGCUGCAGAAGAGAUCAAGGAAGAAGUGGCAAAACUCAAAAAAGCUUCAGCCUGCAUUCCUCCAUGUGGGUUCCAGAUAAAUGCCCGUUACUAUAUCUGCACAUCUUGUAGUUUUGAGGACUGCCAGUUGCCAAUCGAUUGCCCAAGUACAUUCUCUUUGGUUCUUCCUGUGAUUUUCUUUCUAAGUAAGGUGACUUGAUAGUGGGAGAUUGGAUGAUGAUGGUAGGAAAUAAACUUUUGCGCCCAGACUCUAUUAUAUUAUUUCCCAGAUGAAAACUGAGAUACAUAUGGCCAAGCAAUGUAGAGAGUUGGGUUGUUGUAGGUUUUUUCGGGCUAAUGUAGAGAGUUUCCAAAAUGGCAAAAAGUAUGAAUGGGGGGAAAUACUCAAACUAGGAAAUGAUGCACCAGUUUGCUUUUGCCUGAGCCAACUGGGAAGGGGAAGAAUUUUCUCCGUUCCUUUCUUUCUUUUAUAGCCAUUUCAUCACACUGGAG